AUGCUAAAAGAUUGCACUGAGUUUGCAAAAGGGUGUCAAGAGUGCCAGAAAUAUUUAGGUAUUCAACAUGUGCCAGCAAGUGAGUUACAUAAAAUAAUUAAGCCUUGGCCUUUUCGAGGAUGGGCUUUAGAUUUAAUAUGGGAAAUUAGAUCUGCUUCGUCUAAACAACAGAAGUACAUCUUAGUGGGGAUAGAUUAUUUCACCAAAUGGAUAGAGGCAAUCCCAUUAGUCAAUGUUGGUCAGGAAACUGCUAAUGGUCAGGUCGAGGCAGCUAAUAAAGUAAUUAUAAACUUGAUAAAAAAACAUGUGGGAAGAAAACCAAAGAAUUGGCAUCAAACGCUCAACCAUAUUUUGUGGGCAUGUGGAACCUCCCCAAAAGAAGCAACAAAUACUACUCCGUUUCGUCUAACCUUUGGGCAUGAUGUUGUGUUUCCUGUAGAAGUUCAUCUACAAUCAACCAAAAUUCAAAGACAGAAUAACAUCCCCAUGAAUCAAUAUUGGAAUAUGAUGUUGGAUGAAUUGUGGGAUCUAGACGAAGAAAGAUUAACAGCCUUGGAUAGGUUAGUUAAACAAAAGCAAAAGGUGGCAAAAGCUUAUAAUAAAAAAGUAAGGUUGAAAACAUUUGCAAUAAAUGAUUACGUAUGUAAAGUUAUUUUACCUAUGGAUAAAAAAGAUAAAUCAUUAGGUAAAUGGUCACCAAGUUGGGAAGAACCAUUUAAAAUUGUGCAAAGUUUUACGAAUAAUGCUUAUGAGAUUGAAGAGUUAAGAAUGGAUCAACGAAUCCUAAGGGUAAAUGGGAAAUAUUUGAAAAGAUCUAAACCAAUACUUCAGGUAAUUCGUAUAACAGAAACAUAA
Vicia villosa (hairy vetch) is the source of this 855-nucleotide messenger RNA. RefSeq lists its product as uncharacterized. Bases 1 to 855 code for a protein of 284 amino acids. Lineage: Eukaryota; Viridiplantae; Streptophyta; Magnoliopsida; Fabales; Fabaceae. Gene Ontology annotation, molecular function: nucleic acid binding. The transcript is spliced from 2 exons. The record is from RefSeq and is a predicted model, not a curated record.